Adineta ricciae is the source of this 1644-nucleotide messenger RNA. The record is from the annotation of a GenBank genome assembly. Lineage: Eukaryota; Metazoa; Rotifera; Eurotatoria; Adinetida; Adinetidae.
AUGUUGUCAGCAGCAGCAGCGGCGAAUUCAGCCGCCGGUGGCGAUUCAUCGAUGCCGGGCAAUUACGAACCAUUUCUAGGAGGACCACCACGUAGCAGGCCACUAUCAAAUCCUGCCAUGCAUCCUAGGAAAACACCCAUACCACAGUUAAAUGUCCCUCGACCGACCGCUGUACCACCGAUAAGUGGUUUACCAACACGAGCACCAUUUGCACGUCUUCCUCCAGCGCCCGAACUGCGAAUGAGAGGUCCACGUGUUAGACCACUCGAUCGUCCUAUCAGAGUUCGGCGACAUCGACGCCGACCAUUAACACCAGAGAUUGUGGUGGAACGUCGAUCUCACCAUCAUUCGUCUUGUGGCCGACGCCGUGUGAUUACAGUUCCACUCGAUUGUCGUCCAACACUCGGCUUACGUGGGCCACCAAGUCGAGUACUAGAAAUUGAACGUGUUCGAUGUUUUCGUUCUCGCAGAUGUCGUUCGCCCUGUUACGACUACGAGUAUGAUGAUCAUGAUUAUUCAGCUCCAUCUCUUCCAUCACCAGUGCAACAGCCACCUCCUCAGCCACAGCCAAUAACAUUUAUUGCUAAUCCAAUUCCAAAUCCUUGUUUAUCAUUUUCCAAUCACACGAACGUUGCAGCUACGUCAGCACUACUUAGUAAUCUAACCCCAGAAAUACUUCAAAGUUUACCGAAGCAAACAGUGCGCUUGAAUCCUAUACAUCUUCCAGGUAGCCGCGCUGAUGCCAAUACCGAGCUUCACACAGUCAGAUUCCCCACAGAAAUAAUUAAUCCAAUCACCGGAGCUCUUUCUAUCAUUCAAGCAAAUCCUUCCGCGAAUGUUGUCGGUAUUGCAAGUAUUCCUAAUAACGUUACAGCUACAAUAAUUAAUAGUGCACCAGUGGUACCUGCCAGACCGCCAUUAUUGUCGUCAACGACUGCCAAUCCUACCAUGGAACGAUUUCGUGAACUCUUUCAACGUUUGAGUCUUCCGAGAACACAACCAAUGGGACCAACAGCAGUACCGAGAAUAUCUGGAUUCAAUCCAACAAACAACACAGUGCCUAAUUCACCGACUAAUCUACCACCGGUCAAUUCAUUAAAUGAAAAUCGCAAUCCAUCUAUCGGCAAUCGCCUUGUAAAUUCCGCAAGUAAUGAGUCGUAUCGAGCACCAAGUAUUUCACCUUAUCGUACGACAACUUUUACACCGUCGAGAUCCGUAAACAACACGUCGUAUCGUCCAAUAAAUAGCACACUCCCUGAUUCAUCCAAUGUUGGCCCGUAUCGUCCAGCAAAUAUCACACCUUACAAUCGAACAAGCACAAACCAAUAUUUGAGUGCCAGUCGGCCGGGACAGUCAUCUUUUACAUCAGGAGCAACUCCAUAUGCUUCUACUGCUUCCAUAACACCCACCAACUCGUUCACAUCUCCUCCUGAUCCAACUAAAAAUGAUUCGAAUUAUCAAGAUCUACACUCAUCUUCACCGUCAUUACCCGUAAGUUCGUUUCAACCCACUCAUUCGAUGCCAAAAUCAAUUCUUCGCAACGGCCCAUCAGCCAAUCUUUCGAGCACUAACAACACACGUUCAAGCUCACCUAACACUUUCCCUGCGAACGAGACUCUUCAGAAAACAACACGAUUUGCGUAG